Molecule: messenger RNA, 1779 nt
Organism: Laccaria bicolor S238N-H82
Lineage: Eukaryota; Fungi; Basidiomycota; Agaricomycetes; Agaricales; Hydnangiaceae
Exons: 7
Coding region: 1-1707 (568 amino acids)
Source: RefSeq, a predicted model, not a curated record
AUGUUAAUAAUCAUAUAUCAGCUCCUGGCUGCUGGUGGGCUGGCGGUGUUGACCGGCCUAGUAUACUGGGCUGGGUCUCUAGAAAUCACUGUGGAGAAAAACCUAUCGGAGGCUUUGAAAUUUGAAUCGUCAACGGAGGGAACUAGAUGGGACAUUGAGAUUCGGGACAGACAAGUAUCCACAGAUCCGAACUCCAAGGCUUUGCUGCACCUUCGCAAGAAUCGCAACAUCGCGACAAAAGGAGUCGGUUUGAGCGCGGUCACGUGCCUUUGUCAAGUGGCAAUUGCCAACAAACAGAACUGUGACUUCAACUAUUUCCCUCGUGUUCAUAAAGAAGUGCAUAAAGAAAAUCGACCGGUCCAUAAACGAAAACGUUCUGCAGAGAGGCAAUGCGACAACGCGUUGGACGGGGGAAAAGGUGUAGAAAGAGAGGAGAGACGUAAACCUCUUCGCGACGCUCGGCUUAAAGAUACAGGUAGCAUCGCCGUUGGUGACGAGACACCAACGUGCCCAUCGAGCUCUGAAGUUUCUCCAACUUCUGGUGUAAAACACACUCGCAGUUUCCUGAAGACGCCUCCCCCUACAGAUCCUCCCAAAAAGCGGCGUAAGCUCCAACAAACUCCGCAGACGCUCUCCUCUGCCUCGCCAUUUGAACGGUUUGAUUAUAAAGCUGUUGCAUCGCUGCCCACUCCGCUCACAGUGGCCCGAUUGCCGAGAACAGGCCCACCGGUACAUUCGGAUGUCGUCCUAUAUACCCCUUGCAACCGAUUCUCUGUUGAGAAUUUGAACACUGCACAAAUCAACAAAGAUAUUGUGGACUAUGAGGUCAAACCCGAUGAAUCUCCUCGUCAGCGGUCUCACUCGGUUAUACCCUCGUCUCAAAGUCAGUAUCAGGAUGCAGAUGGAUUUCAGAAUCUCCUCAACGGAAUUUUAUCUCCUGACUUCUGUCCAUCACCCACCCUUCACCCUAUCAAUCGGGGAGCAGGAAUAGCUCCUUGGAACUUGUCACUUCCAGGAAUAGACGCGGCUGCUGAGUUGAUCGACACAGAUGCAGUCGGUUCAUCCCAAAGUCAACCCUUGUUGACGAACCGCGGUUAUUUCGGGAACGCUCUUUCUCGCUCUUCAAUUGUUGAUUUCGUACCGAGCUCUCAGAGCCAGGAGAAAGAGCUCACUGUCGGUACCUCCAUCUCUAUAAUUAUCCCAACCAGAAGCCUGCAAAUCGAGAAAGAUGGAGUGACUUCAAACCCAUUUCAUAGAAGCACUAUACGAAAACCUUACCGUCGUGCUGCUAAUUUACCUCAGCGGACAGCUUCCGACGACCUUUUUUGCGUUCCUAUCCAGGAGACAAAUUUCUCAGAUAUUUUCCAAGAUGAUGAAAGUCAUUCGGUGGCGAUAACGGAUGAGACAGCUUUAACGGGGCUACCACCAGUUCCACAGGAUGUUGAUGAAUCCUGCACCGAGUCCGAGUCCGAGGUUGAGGUUGAAGGACCCACAGCAGCUUCAUAUCGCUUCGGCAGCAUCCAUGAGAGCUUUGCCUGUGACGCAACCCAGGAGAGAGAGAUUUCUGGUGCACUUGUCGGCAAGGAGCAGCCUACUCGACAGGCAGGAUCGCUUGUUGGCACACACGUCCUGCCAGGACACACAAGAUUCGUUGGCGGGGCCGGUUGCGCCGAUCACUUGAUUAUAGAUACCAAGAUAGGACCUUGAGUGGUAGUCAGUUGUAUAUACAUUAGCACCUAUGCAUAGCUCACCUGAAAUAGAGAGUUACAUAUCAGCCUC